This is a messenger RNA of Pyrus x bretschneideri (Chinese white pear), 327 nucleotides long. RefSeq lists its product as uncharacterized. The transcript has a single exon. The record is from RefSeq and is a predicted model, not a curated record. Gene Ontology annotation, molecular function: enzyme inhibitor activity. NCBI's taxonomy places the organism in Eukaryota, Viridiplantae, Streptophyta, Magnoliopsida, Rosales, Rosaceae. The coding region runs from base 1 to 327 and encodes 108 amino acids.
AUGGUUGAUGUAGUUAAGGCUAGGGUAACUGAAACCCUAAACCUAAUCAACGAGCUGCUUAAGAAGAGCCCGGGAGCUGAAGCCUUAAGCUCUUGCAACAGAAUCUACAAUGCAGUUUUAGGAACUGAUAUCCUAGUAGCCAAUCAAGCUUUUGUUAAAGGUGACUAUGACUUAGCAGAGCAAGGCAUAAAUGUUGUUGGCGUCAAGGCAGAUGCUUGUGAAAAUGGUUUUACCGGCGGCGGUGGCGGUUCUCCUUUGUUAGAUAUGAACAAAGCCAUCCUUGAUCUUGUGGCCGUGACAGCAGGAAUUGCCAGGACAUUGUUUUGA